Stylonychia lemnae is the source of this 2298-nucleotide messenger RNA. NCBI's taxonomy places the organism in Eukaryota, Ciliophora, Spirotrichea, Sporadotrichida, Oxytrichidae. The record is from the annotation of a GenBank genome assembly.
AUGGGAAAUAUUGUACUAAGUGAAACUGAGACUCGUUUAAACAAAGGCUAGCGAGUGAUAUUCUAUGACAAAUUUAGGAAUUUGUGCAAGGACCAAUCUCAUGAAAAAUUCUACAAAUAUAUCACUAAGAGGACUCUGUAGGAGAUAAUGCCGUUUGGAAUAUCCAGUACCAACUAAAUUUUUUCAGCAUAUGACCCGAAUGGCAGAGUCCUAUUCAAAAUGGUGGAUUGGAAGAACAAAAAUGCUAUGAAGUUGGAAGAACUGCAUGAAUUAUUCAAAUGGACUAUCAAGGGCUUGGGCAGAGUUUGCUAAAAUAUUACCCCAAAGGCUAAAAGCAUCUAACUUGUUUCUUAUAAAGCCUUCAACUCUGCGGACUCAGAUGGCAGCAAUACUCUUGAUAUAAGUGAAAUGAGAAACUGGAUCGAGUUGAAUUAAUACUUUAUAAACUACUGCAAGAAAUUCGAGAAAUUCCCUCCAUUUAAUAUCGAAGAAUUUACUGAUGAUGUCCUUGAAACACAAUCAGAUAUGCAAAUGAUUAAUAAAGGCACUUUUUCAUCAAUGAGCAGGCUGCUCCAGAGUUCAAAGGAAGUCAAGCAAAAAGUUAUCAAAAGUACUUAAUAGAUCUAAAGUCUUAAAAUGUUUAGUUAGAAGGAUGCCAGUAAUUAGCCCAGCCAUGUUCAUAUGCUAAAUCAAAUGAAGCAAUUUUUCAUUAACAAGAUAUAAAGCAAUCCAACCUCUCCACAGAAAAGCCCGAUUAGGCAAGACAAAGUGAAUCUUUAGCUUAAGAAACAGAUCGUCAUGCCAAAGCUUAAAGCCUUUGAGAAUAAAUUUGAAUGCAUUGUUAAGAAGAGUUUGGCACUAGAUGACUUUGAGUUUCGCAUUCAGCAACAAAAGGCAGAUGAAUAUCAAAGACAGUUUACGCCCUUGAAUCAAUAUAUGGAGCAAGUCAAAGAAGAGAAACAAAAGGAGAAACUUCGCAAGAUAAACAAAAUGAAAGAGGUCCUUGAAUUUAAAGAGCGACAAGCUGUAAUGAACCUCGAGGCAUUCUAAGUUUUCAAGCAGCAAGUGUCUUAGAAACAUAGUGUUUAAUAAAAUCCUCCCAAAAUGUCUUAAUCGUCAUAAAGGGUUGGAAAGAAGGGAAUUGAGACGGACAGAACUUAAACAUAACAAAGGCAAAGAUUUGGAAGGAAACCCACUCUGUUCAAGAAUAGCUCAAUGAAUACUCUCAUUCCUCAGAAUCUAAUCGUAGACUCAUCUAUCAGACACAUGGGAUUAUUGACAUUAGAGGAUUUUAACGAAUAGAAAAAGAGAAUUCUAGCCAACAACUAUAUAAAUUUGAGAGGCAAGGUUUACAGCAAGAAAUGGAUUUAGUGGAUGAAAAAAUGCUAUGAUCUGAUGGACGAAACUAAAAGGGGCUAUAUAACUGUGGACGAUUACACUGAGUUCUCAUAAAAAUUCCCUGCUUUAAAGAAAGUCUCGAAUUCUUUGUUCAAUCACUUUGAUAUUAAUGGAAUGGGUAAAGUUACAUUUGAAGACAUGUUGAUAUCAAUGAUUCCUGGUGCAACAGAGCAUGAUCUGAAUAAAAUGAUAAGCUGGGUAAAUAUGAUGUAUGUUAAGAAGCCAGACAAAAAGUCUUACCAGGAUGUUGUAAGCGAUCUAGAUAACUUCCAUCGCAAUUCAUUCAAAGAGGAUUCACUGAAGGCUGAUGACAAUGACUUUGAAGAAAGUCUUAGCUCAUUAGAUUCUAUACCCUCUAAAAGAUCUAAAUUCAACAGUUCUAAUCAUAAAUCUUCAAGACACACUAGAAGGUUCAGCCUAGGUUCUUUUAAUAAAAAGCCUAAAGAACCUUAUCUUGACAAAAAUAUGAGUGAAGGAUAAGCAAAGCAUCCAGCAGUCUAGCUUGGACCUAAUGGCCUCCCACUAGCUUUUAUAAAUCAAGAAAUGAUCCUGGAAUUCAGAAACAUCUUUGAACUCUAUGAUGACAAGAAGAAGGGCUAUCUGUCGAGAGCGGAGUUCAUCAAAUCACUUUCAGGACUCUAUGAUCUGGAAAAAAUCAUAGCCAUUCUAAAAGCUUGUGGCUUCGAAAAUGAAAGAUAGAUUACCAUCGGCCAGUUCAUACAAAUGGUCAAACCUGAUCAUAUUGUGGUGCCUUAGGCUGUGAUAGAGAAUUUGAAUGAGAUGUAUAAGGACAAGUUUUAAACUAGAGUGACUCUUGUUAAAAAGCUCAGUCCAGCACUGCGUAAAUCCCUAAUGAAAUAUAAUAGUUUUGGUUCGCUUAUCGUGAACAUGAACGAUUGA